Molecule: messenger RNA, 5199 nt
Organism: Gavialis gangeticus (Gharial)
Lineage: Eukaryota; Metazoa; Chordata; Crocodylia; Gavialidae
Gene: UBE3C
Product: ubiquitin protein ligase E3C
Exons: 23
Coding region: 127-3381 (1084 amino acids)
Biological process (GO): protein polyubiquitination; ubiquitin-dependent protein catabolic process
Molecular function (GO): protein binding; ubiquitin protein ligase activity
Source: RefSeq, a predicted model, not a curated record
CCCCGCCCCCGCGGGGUGAGGUGGAGCCGGAGCCGGAGCCGGAGCCGGGCUGGCAGGCACGGCCGCUGCCCCUUCCCCGCGGCCCCGAGCUCGGCUCCGCUCCCUAUGGGCUAGGCCGCCGCCGCCAUGUUCAGCUUCGAGGGGGAUUUCAAAACCCGGCCCAAGGUGUCUCUCGGCGGCGCGAGCAGGAAGGAAGAAAAAGCUUCUCUACUACAUCGUACCCAAGAAGAAAGGCGGAAACGAGAGGAGGAAAGACGAAGGCUGAAAAAUGCAAUAAUCAUCCAGUCCUUUGUACGAGGAUACAGGGACAGAAAACACCAGCAUUCUCUUCAAAGAAGUGAAUUUGAUCGCUGUGCUAAUUUGGCCCAACCUGGAGGAACAUUCUCCACUACCAGGGGAGCUAAUCUGACCCUCUUAGUCCGUCAACUUCUGUUUUUCUAUAGACAGAAUGAAGAUUCUAAGCGUUUGAUAUGGAUGUGCCAGAACUUAAUUAAACAAAAUUCUCAGUUUGUGAAGCAACUGGAUGGUCAUGAUAGACUUACCUGUUUAUUUCAAAUAAAAAGACUGUUGGGCCUAUGUUGCAGGUUGCUACAAAACUGCAAUGAUGACAAUCUGAAUGUUGCACUUCCUAUGAGAAUGCUUGAGGUAUUUUCAUCUGAGAAUACGUAUUUGCCUGUUUUACAAGAUGCCAGCUAUGUGGCAUCGUUAAUUGAACAAAUUUUGCACUACACAAUUCACAAAGGAUACUACAGGUCUCUUUAUUUGUUAAUUAAUAAUAAACUUCCAUCAAGUAUUGAAUAUUCUGAUGUUUCUCGAGUUCCUAUUGCAAAAAUACUGCUAGAGAAUGUUCUGAAACCAUUGCACUUUACGUAUAGCUCCUGUCCAGAAGGUGCAAGGCAACAGGUAUUUGCUGCCUUCACUGAGGAGUUGCUGGCAGCACCUUUUACGGAUCAGAUAUUCCAUUUCAUCAUUCCAGCGCUGGCUGAUGUGCAGACCACUUUCCCUUAUGAACUCUUUCUGAAUGCACUAUUACUGACAGAAAGUGGACGGUCAAGAAAAAGUGAUAGAGCUCCCUGGCUUUUUUAUUUUGUUUUAAUGGUUGGUGAAACAUAUUUAGGAUCUCUUUCUGAGGAAGGACUGCUUGUGUACUUGAGGGUUCUACAGACCUUUCUUUCUCAGUUGCCUGUGUCUAGUAGUGGUACAAAUUGUCAAGAUGCAACUAGUGAUUCUGAAGAGGAGGAUGAAGAGAUCAGUAAGAUGAUGACUACCCAUGGUGAUGGGAGAAUAUCAGUGCAGUGUAUAACAGAGGAGUGUCUAAAAAAACUCGCUACGAAACAGCAGACAAACACCCUGUUGAAUAUGGUCUGGAGAGAUUCAGCGAGUGAAGAAGUCUUCACACUGAUGGCAUCAAUUUGCCACAUAUUAAUGGUACAACACCGGAUGAUGGUGCCAAAAGUCAGGCUUCUUUACAGCUUAGCCUUUAAUGCCAGGUUCCUAAGGCAUCUUUGGUAUCUAAUCUCUUCAAUGACUACACGAAUGAUUACAGGGUCUAUGGUGCCAUUACUUCAAGUGAUAUCAAGAGGGUCUCCAAUGUCUUUAGAAGACUCCAGUCGGAUCAUCCCUCUCUUCUACCUUUUUAGUUCUUUGUUUAGUCAUUCACUUAUUUCUAUUCAUGAUAAUGAAUUCUUUGGUGAUCCCAUAGAAGCUGUAGGUCAAAGACAAUCAUCAAUGAUGCCUUUUACAUUAGAAGAACUGGUAAUAUUAUCACGCUGCCUUCGAGAUGCCUGUUUGGGAAUCAUCAAAUUGGCUUACCCAGAAACAAAACCAGAAGUGCGUGAGGAAUAUAUUGCAGCAUUUCGAAGUGUAGGAGUCACAACAAACACAGAAAUGCAGCAAUGUAUACAAACGGAACAAAAACGAUGGAUUCAGCUCUUUAAGGUCAUCACUAACUUAGUAAAAAUGUUGAAAUCUAGAGACACAAGGAGAAAUUUCUGUCCACCCAACCACUGGUUAUCAGAACAAGAAAACAUUAAAGCAGAUAAGGUUACUCAGCUGUAUGUGCCAUCUGCCAGACAUGUAUGGCGAGUCAGAAGAAUGGGAAGAAUAGGACCCCUGCAGUCUACUUUAGAUGUGGGCCUGGAGCCAGCACCUCUUUCUGUGUCCGAAGAACGACAGCUUGCAAUUUUGACAGAGCUACCAUUUGUAGUUCCUUUUGAAGAAAGAGUAAAGAUUUUUCAAAGACUGAUCUAUGCUGACAAACAGGAAGUUCAAGGAGACGGUCCAUUUCUGGAUGGAAUUAACGUUACUAUCCGAAGAAAUUAUAUUUAUGAAGAUGCUUAUGACAAACUUUCCCCUGAAAACGAGCCUGACCUGAAAAAGCGAAUUCGUGUUCACUUGCUUAAUGCACAUGGCCUGGAUGAAGCUGGCAUUGAUGGUGGUGGAAUUUUCAGAGAAUUUCUGAAUGAACUGCUUAAAUCAGGAUUUAAUCCUAACCAGGGAUUUUUUAAAACCACUAAUGAAGGGCUUCUCUACCCAAACCCUGCUGCACAGAUGCUUGUUGGAGACUCUUAUGCUAGACACUAUUACUUCCUAGGAAGGAUGCUUGGAAAGGCUCUGUAUGAAAAUAUGCUGGUGGAGCUGCCAUUUGCUAGUUUUUUCCUCUCAAAGUUGCUGGGCACAAGUGCAGAUGUAGACAUUCAUCACUUAGCUUCAUUAGACCCCGAAAUGUACAAAAACUUGCUUUUCCUCAAGAGCUAUGAAGGGGAUGUGGAAGAACUUGGCCUAAAUUUUACUGUGGUGAAUAAUGACCUCGGGGAGGCACAGGUGGUUGAGCUGAAACCAGGUGGAAAGGAUAUCCCUGUAACCAGUGCUAACAGAAUAGCAUACAUCCAUCUUGUAGCAGACUACAGACUGAACAAGCAGAUUAGGCAGCACUGUCUAGCAUUCCGACAGGGACUGGCCAAUGUUGUUAACCUUGAAUGGCUUCGAAUGUUUGAUCAGCAGGAAAUACAGGUUUUGAUUUCUGGUGCCCAGGUUCCCAUUAGUCUGGAUGACCUAAAGUCCUUCACAAACUAUUCAGGUGGCUACUCGGCAGACCAUCCUGUAAUCAAAAUAUUUUGGAGAGUGGUGGAAAGCUUCACUGAUGAAGAAAAACGUAAAUUGCUCAAGUUUGUAACAAGCUGCUCUCGACCCCCUCUGCUGGGAUUUAAGGAAUUAUAUCCUGCAUUUUGCAUUCACAAUGGAGGAUCUGAUCUGGACAGGCUUCCCACAGCCAGUACCUGCAUGAACUUGCUGAAGCUUCCGGAGUUUUAUGAUGAAAACCUUAUGCGGAGCAAGCUUCUAUAUGCCAUUGAAUGUGCUGCUGGAUUUGAGCUAAGCUGAGUCGAACUGAGGUGUAAUCAGAUGCUCUGCAGAGGACCUAACCAGUGCCUACUUCAAAAGCAGCACCCGUACCCAAGCAGAUUAAAGACAACUCCAUCUAGGUUUCUGCAGCAUUCAUUUCUUACCAGUUGCCCCCAAAUGGGUUUCAUUUUUAAACACACAGUUUGUUUGUUAGCUGUCAUUAAUUAACCUUACAUUGACACUGCUUUAUGAUUCAAAAUAAUGAAUGCUGUGUGCAGUGUGGCUGUUUUGUGUGUUUAUGCCAAGAAAGAGCACAUUUAAAGAACAGUGACAUCUCUGUGAAAUUAACCAAAGAUGAAGCUUUGGCUUUGUGCUGUUCAAAUAUAAAUAAACCCACAAGCUGGCAAUAAACUUGUGUACAAUGCAGCACGUUGGGAUAAAACAGAGCUAACAUCCUGUAAUAAGUUUUAGAGGGAAAAAGAUGUGUGCAAAUGUCCCGGAAUUCAGAGGUUGAGAUUGCUUGUUACUGAUGACCCCACAUCUUUUCUCAUGUGGUAGAACUGUUUACAAACAUUAGUUGUUGCUAUUAAGAUGGAUUAGAAUUGUUUAAUACUACCUUCGCUUAAGAGGGUAGGCACUGAGAUAAAACAUUUAUAGGCUUUUAUUUGGGCUCUCUGGAAUAUCUUCCAGAAAUGGGUUUCGCAUGCUUAUUUUUAAGUUCUACCUUUUGCUACGUCAUGAUCAGUUGGACACUGUCAUAAACAGAUGCGACUGUCCAUGCUUUCUCUGUUCUGUUUCUGUCUCCCCUUAGUGCCUGUACAGACCUCUUUUUUUAUGUAUCAGACUCCUAUGACAUACCCAAUACAUACAAUAGUCAUGACUUUGGAAAAAAUAUACUUGUAACAACUAUUAAAAUUAUUUGAACCAAAGUAUCAGGCUUUAUCUUUUAUAUCUGAAGCCUGCGGUGUUCACAUUCCUUCUGCUCAUCAUUUAUUUCCAUUCUAAAUGCCAUGUUCCAUAAAAUAUAGUCUGAUUCAUUAUUUUUGUCAAUAAGCAGCUUUCACAUCCAUCUGGUCUUAGCAGUUUUGCUCAGGCAAGUAGAUGGGAACAUGCUGCUUAUCAUAACUUGAUUGCCAGGGGAAAAACUGGUUUCAGAUGGAGGGAUUUAGUUCUGUAAUAAUAGGCACAUUACUGGGUCAAGAUUUGUGUUCACAUAUAAUUUGCAUUCAGCUAAAAAUAAUGCUAAUUCAAGCCAUAAGAAACAUAAACAAGUGUAUCCCUUCUGAUCUUUAAAGAAAAAAAAAUUACCAUCAGAGUCUUGCUCAUCUCUAUUGCUAAAAUUAUUUUGCUAUUCCUGGAUUUCAUGUUUAAUAAGCAGUAACUAGCAAUAUCCUUUUAAAUGGGGGAAAUUCUGUGAUUUUAAAAUGUUUACUAGUAUCAGUAUAAAAUGUAUAAUUUCUUAAUUUGGGUAAAAGAUGAAGUGUUAAAAUACUAUUUGUAGUCUUGAUGUACAGAAAUAAAAUAAUUAGUUUUCUUUUUGGUUUUGCUUUAGGCUUUUUAUUUAUGUUAAAUGUUACGUACUCAGCAUAUUCUUUAUCAAAAAGUUGGGUUUUUUGUAUAUUUUUCUAUAUAAAUUAUGGACCUUAUUCAGAAGAUGGAAACAAGAGCAGUUAUAGUGUGAUUGCCUCUUAAAAGCAAAACAUGCACAUUUCUUUUAGACAGCAUUAUUUAUUUUAUAACCCAAUGCUUUAUUUUGAAAUUAUUUUUCAAUUGAAUUCAUUUGCUCCAUUGAUAGUGUCAUGUUUGUAUGUUGUAAAAUGCAAAUUACAUUUUUCUAUUAAAUAUUCACAUUUCCAA